AUGUUAAAACUUGAUGUUUUCAAGUUGGCUAAAAUGGGACCCAGUAAGGGAAAGGGACCACUUAUUGCAAAAUAUGCACCUGUUGGUUUUAAGAAAGGAUUCGGUGCCAUUGGAUUAGGACGACAUACGAAAAAAGGUUUCUUUAUAAUUAAUAAAAUGCUUAUACCUAAUUUCCGAGUCCCCGACUUGAGUGAUUGCAAUCUAAAACCAUAUGUCUCAAAAAAAACGCCCCUUAUUGUGAUGAAAAAACAAUUGGGCCCCAAGAAAAAAAUUUUAAGCUAA
Plasmodium gonderi is the source of this 282-nucleotide messenger RNA. Its product is annotated as mitochondrial ribosomal protein L41. Gene Ontology annotation, molecular function: structural constituent of ribosome. Lineage: Eukaryota; Apicomplexa; Aconoidasida; Haemosporida; Plasmodiidae. The coding region runs from base 1 to 282 and encodes 93 amino acids. Gene Ontology annotation, cellular component: mitochondrial large ribosomal subunit. Gene Ontology annotation, biological process: translation. The transcript is spliced from 3 exons. The record is from RefSeq and is a predicted model, not a curated record.